Oryzias latipes (Japanese medaka) is the source of this 6060-nucleotide messenger RNA. It is a transcript of the gene necab2, whose product is annotated as N-terminal EF-hand calcium binding protein 2. Gene Ontology annotation, biological process: regulation of amyloid precursor protein biosynthetic process. Gene Ontology annotation, molecular function: calcium ion binding. Lineage: Eukaryota; Metazoa; Chordata; Actinopteri; Beloniformes; Adrianichthyidae. Gene Ontology annotation, cellular component: cytoplasm. The record is from RefSeq and is a predicted model, not a curated record.
UCUCUCUCCCCCAUAGAGCGCAGCAUGAGCGCUCCGCAGCAAAAGGAUGUGCGAGCAGGCAGCGCGUUACUGUAGGGACGGAGUCCACAAACUGCUCAACAAAGAACAAGCCAAACUCCGCGCGCAGGAGAGCCGCGAGCAGCCCAAGCCUUCAGCCGGUCAGGACAGCGAGUCCGCGACGGCAGCGCAGUCCGGAAACAGCGGCGCCCAGCCCGGUGGAAUCGACGGGCUCGUCCGCUGGAUCGUCACCAAAAUGAGCGACAACAAGAACAUCUCCAGCCGGGAGUACGCCUCCAGCAAAGAGGAGGUGGCCGUGGCCCAGGAGCAGUUCUUUGCCCCGGAGCCACGGAGAGGCAUCUCGGUCAUUCUGGAUAUAUUCAGAAGAGCCGACAAAGAUGAUGAUGGAAAACUGUCUCUGGAUGAGUUCCAGGCUUUCUUUUCUGAUGGCACGCUGAACGAGGAGGAGCUGGAGAAGCUGUUUCACACCAUCGACUCUGAUAACACCAGUAAUGUAGACACUAAGGAACUCUGUGACUACUUUGCCAAGCACAUGGGAGACUAUGAAGGAGUUCUGGCCUCAUUGGAAACACUCAACCUUUCCAUUCUCAAAGCCAUGGACUUCACCAAAAAGGUAUACGAGAGGGGAACCAAUGUGGAGCAGUUUGUGACACGUUUUCUUCUCAAGGAGUCGGCCAAUCAGAUCCAGUCCCUCCUGAACUCUGUGGAAAGUGCAGUGGAUGCGAUUGACGAGCAGCACAGCCAGUCGGGCCAUCAACCCGCUAAAGUGAGUCCACGGGUGUCAGAGAAACGCAACCAGAACACCGUCCCUGACUAUCCCCCUAACAACAGAGUGAAUGCCAGAGAGGCUGUCAGGACCAUCAACACUGCUGCAGGAGCCGUGGAGGUGAGGAAAGAAGGUCUGGAGGCUCAGAUCAAUCGCCUGGCAGAAUUGAUCGGACGUCUGGAAAACAAGACGGUCUGGUUUGAUCUUCACCAGAGGCUAACAGAUACUGAUGGCACCGCCAGCGCUUCUCUGCUGCUGAUCCGUCAGGAGAUGGUGGUGUCCCAGAAGAAGCUCGGCGAGUUCUGCGAGGCCCUGAAGCAGUACCUGAAGAACGUCUCUGCUCAGAGAGACUGCUUCCAUGUGACUGCAGUGCGCCUGCCGGAUGGUUUGUCCUUUGUCGUUUACGAAUUCUGGGAUGGAGAGGAGGAGUGGAAGAGACAUCUUCAGUCGGCUCCCAACAAAGCCUUUCAGCACGUAAAGGUGGACACGCUGUGCCAACCGGAGGCCAUGUCCUCUGUAGCCGUGCCGGCCGCCUGGUGCAGCGUGAACAGAGACUGAAGCAUGAAGACUCAACUACACGCCAAGACUCCUGGACACUCCUCAUUCUUCUCAACUCCCCCUCACACCCCCAAAACUCUCCCUCCCCCUUUAUCCUUCACAUCCUUUGACUCUUUUUGUAAGUACAUGUUUACAUAGUGAAAAAAAUGAAUGGUGUUAAAUGCAGUGAAAAACAGAAGAAAAUGGUGCAUUUGCAAAAAAAAAAAGUUUGCUACUUUAGGAUUUCAUGUUUCAAGUAGCUUUGAGUCACCUUGAAGGAGGAGUUUGUCAUGUAGCAGGGGCCCCGAGGACGGAGGUGUUAAUGUAGCAGUCACUAUUUAGGAGGAAGUCACAGCACACUGCAGUCAAUACAGUUUACAGUUGACCACAUUACUCUUACAUCAGUCCCAAGUUUAAAGCAAUUUCCUUUUCCCCUGGUUGAUUAAUAAAGUAUUUAAUGGAUUGGAUUUAUCUGCGCUUUUCAAGACACUCAAAGCGCUUACAUUGUGUCCAUUAUUCAUUCACUCCUCAUUCAUACUUGGUGAUGGUAAGCUACGGUUGUAGCCACAGCUGCCCUGGGGCAGACUGACAGAGGCAGACUGACAGAGGCGUGGCUAAGGACACAACGACAUUUUUUUUUGGCUGGUGGGAGCGGGGAUCUAACCGCCAACCCUUCGGUCAUUGGACGACCCGCUCAACCACCUGAGCCACUGUCGCCCUAUUUACCGGUAAUAGUCAAAGGCACCAUGACGGUGCAUUCUGCCAUAGAAAGGCUAUUGUAAUUGUGAGAAGUUAUGCAAAAGUUUAUGACACUCAACCCAGAAGUUUGUGGGUGUCGUGUGCUGGGACAAGUUAAUGAAGGAGGUGUCAUUUUAAAUUUUCCUUUAAUGAUGGCUUCUUGAUGAAACAAACCUCUGCACAGGUUUGGAUGACUAUCAUAGUUACACCAGGGAGCUGUGAAAAAAUUACAACUAAAGACAAAAAAGGCAAAAACUGGUUUAUUACAUUUUAUGCAUAAAUAGAAAGUUGUCAUCAAUAGAGGCUGUUUUAACCUUGUUUGAGAAAACUCACGAGGAGCCCAUUGUUACAGAGGGGACAUAGGGGGAACCAGAGUUUUACAUCAAAACAACCCGACUUGUAGUUCUUAUCAGAACUCAGACAACUUUUGACCUACGUAAUUUAUAAGUUGAAGAAAAGUGUGAAAAAGAAAAAUCCAUCAGGCAUUACUUAAGGAUUGGACAGUUAUCUUCUAUUUUUAGGACAUUUUCACAGAUUUACAGUUGGAGAAGUGCAGCCUGACCUUGUUUGCUGAGGCAGAGAAGCACUCAGUUGCAGAUGUCUCCAACCCUGUUCCUCAUGAGCUCCUGCCCUGCUAGUUUUGCAGCUAACCUGGUCACCUGGAUCAGGUGUGUUCAGUCAGAAACUGGGCUUACUUACAAUUCCUGGAGCAGGGUUAGCUGCAAAACAAGCAGGACAGCAGCUCACAAGGGCUUUGGUUGGAGAUGCUUGAAUCCAGUUGUUAAGUGUUUCAUUAUGUUGACUUACAAUGCCUGUUGUGGGAGUAAUGUGUGCAAUAGUUAGAUGGCAACACUUAAAAAAAAAUAAAACUGCAAACUUUAUCAAACUUUUGAGGCAUGAGUCAAUUCUCUGAGCAAAGGUGUACUGAGAACAAUCCUCAAUGCUGUUCAUGCAGCUACACUUUAAUCUUCUGUUCAUCUGUUGAUGGUUAGCUUAUGUUGGCCGUGUAAGAUGAGUAAUGGCUGUACAUACAAUGAAAAUGUUGAUUUACUAUUGGUCAUAUUUGUAUUUAUGGACGUGUUUAUGUGAUAUGUUGAGACGUUAUUUCUCAGUGAAAGUAGCUUUAGAGGUGCUGGGGCUUCUCUUGAAAUGAUAUACAUAACAAUAAAAAGCUGAAAAACUCACCUGAACAACAAAUAUAAUGCCUUAAACAUCUACAACGUUUAAAAGAAAAAAGAUGUGAAUGGUUAGGUAGCAUAAAGUUUUAAUUUUGGUAUUAAAAUUGAACAUUUUUAAAGUGAAAAUCCUAAAGUCUCCACAUAUGUGUGUCUUUUGUUUAGCAGCAGAUAUGCCUCAACAUCAAUAAAAUACCGCAUGGUGCUAAAUUUGUGGAAAUGUUUAAACUUCUUUAAGAUUAAUUUGAACAAAAUGUACAGCUAAAUGUAUGUUUGUAAAGUUUAAUUAUGCUUAUUUAAAAUUUCAAAAUGCUUCAAGGUAAGUACAUUAAUGCAAGCCCCAAUUUGUAAACAAUGUAAUUGACUUUCUAUGUGCUGAGAAAGCAUGAGGAAACAUUGGAGAUAAAUGACUCCUUUUUUAAACGGAAAUGAAGUAGCAGAAAAAGAUUUUCAGCCGGUUUGAUGUUUAGAUUUUCCUGAUCCAAGCAAUCAGAGGCUCCAAGGGGAGGAUAGUUGGAAAUGAAGCAGGAUCCCACUGCUCCCCCAUCAAAGCCAGGAUGGGCUGCCAUCCCAUAAAAGUUGACUUGUGCAUAAAAACACACAUAUGUGGAAACAGAGGUUUAGGAAAAAUACUCAACCAUGUUUACUUUGAUUGCAAAGACAUUUAAAUGUUAAUUCUGUUAGUGCCUGACCUUUAAAACUGUCAUAACCUGCAGAGCACCAUUGAAAUUCAUUAGCGUAGCUACUUGUUGACAUUUUCGGGUCCAAAACGAUUAAAAGAGAGACCCCACUUCACCUCACUGAGAUCCAAUUUGAUUACAACAAGAGCACAAUGUAAAAAAGUGAGAAAUGUGACUUUGAAAUUGAUUUGGAGAUUAAUGGGAUGUCCGUUUGAAUCAAUAGUGCUUUACUUUCAGCCCUCGUUACUGCUGGAACUAUUUUACUUUUGACAGCCUGUGUGUGUGUGAGAUUAUGGUGGCAGAAGGUGGAUCCAGCUACAGUGGUUCUGACGUCCAUCCGGCACCAUUGCCAUGGUUAGGAGGACUGGGCUGCACUGGGCUGGGCUGCGACAGGUCAAGGUCCAAACCCGUAUUACAGUAGGUUCAGAAAACUUGAAAAUAACCCAAGUUUGUAUUAAAGACACCAUGUGGAGGUUUUUCAUCUGACCAUCUGUUUGCUCUCUGCAAAAACAAGAAAGUGACAUUAACCCUUGUGCUAUCUUAGAUGACCCCACCCUUACAUUGACGUGUUCUCCCUACCAUGACAAAGGUGGAUAAAGGUGGAAAGAUUUCAUGUAAUCCAUGGACAGCAGUGAAGAUCACUAAUCAUUGAAGAAAAAAGGUUCAGCGCACUGUCUAGUGGGUCUAGAUGACCCAACUCCCAAUGUUAAAGUACCUAGGAUAGCACAAGGGUUAAUUGGGUCCCCCUAAUUCCACUAGACUUGAGCAGAAAACUUUUUCUCUGUUCGUGCCCAUCUCUGUAUUUCCAUUAAGUUCAUGUAUGACAAGAUGUUUACCUCAGGAACACAAAAGUGUUUUGAUAUGUAUCUCUGGUUUACAAAUAUUUAUUUGGUAUUCUAUUAGUUUAAACCCCUUUUCACCUAUGUUUUUGCUUUCAAGAAGAUGCUAAGUUAAGGUAAUUUGGAAGCCAAAGUGGUUUAAUGCAUAUUUGCAUCAAAGGAAGAAGCAGUUUAAUUGCAAAUCCUUUCACAAGGAGCUUCAAGGAAUGCAAGAAAAGCCUCAAACACUUGCAAAAAAAACCCAGAAUUUUUCCCAUUUUUUAAAAUUAAUUUAGCUUCAAAACAUUUUAAAAAGGCCAAAUUAUCCACACAAAAAAUUUGCUUUUAUAAACAUAGCACUGAACGCAUUGCAGCUUCAAGACAGAAAACCUUUUGUUUUAUAUUUAAAAAACAAAAAAAAUGCUUUUUUCCCCAUUAACUUUACAAUCACCUUUAAAUGAAUAAAGCAAAAAACUAAAUAGAGGCUUUAAAUGCUUCCUUACUCCUCACUCAAAAAUCUCCAUAUGGUCUCCUUAAACUUUUUAAAAAUAAAACAUUUCUUGAAGGACCUGUUGUAUUCUCAAUAAACCCAAGCCAUACUGCAUGGAUCUGCUUAUUAGCUCUCUUGUGAAAGCCAUAGCUAGCUGGAGUCCAGCCGAGUGCAGCCCAUCCCUCGUGUAAACAGCGCCCCGAGUGGCCAGCUUGUGUAAAAUGACAUUGUGACUAAACUGUUAGAAAUGCCAAUACUGUUACCUGCUGAUACAUUCCUCAGACUGUGUUCUUUUCUGCCCACCCCCUCACAUGAAGCUGUUAGUGAUGCUGCAUGUUUCCUGGAGCAGCAGCAGGACACAUGGCGGUGCCCCCCCCCUGUUGAGGGGGAAGCUGUUCAAAAGCCAGUCAGGAAUUUGCCAAACUGACUGCCAUUAAUACCCCCCACUCUUCCUGUGGCUGUGUUAUUUUUUAUCCUUUGACUGAGUGCAUGUCAAAUGAAUGUCCAGUAACAACUUUGCUGUAGUUUUAGGCCAUGAUACUCUUUAAUGCGUUUUGUGCAUUUCUUACCUUCUUUCUUUUCUAGUAUUCCUAUGAAAGACAAAAUCUAUUCUAUAAGACAUAUAUAUGAAAAUAUAUGACUAGAAAAAUGAAUGAAGAUUCACUUUUAUGGCGAUGUUUAAUGAAAUAAUUCUUAAUGUAUGUUUCAGUAAAACUGCUUUCUCUUCAAGUGUAGAGACUUAUUGCAGGGAUGCAAGUAUAUUUGGUCUGUAAAGGAUAUCUUGUUGAAAUUUUAGACAAUGUAGAGUGAUGCGACUCAAUAAAACUGUAAAACUUGA